Molecule: messenger RNA, 1098 nt
Organism: Arvicola amphibius (Eurasian water vole)
Lineage: Eukaryota; Metazoa; Chordata; Mammalia; Rodentia; Cricetidae
Gene: Wnt6
Product: Wnt family member 6
Exons: 4
Coding region: 1-1098 (365 amino acids)
Biological process (GO): neuron differentiation; multicellular organism development; cell fate commitment
Cellular component (GO): extracellular region
Molecular function (GO): frizzled binding; cytokine activity
Source: RefSeq, a predicted model, not a curated record
AUGCUGCCGCCGGUGCCCUCCCGCCUCGGGCUGCUGCUGCUGCUGCUCCUGUGCCCCGCGCACGUCGGUGGACUGUGGUGGGCUGUGGGUAGCCCCCUGGUCAUGGAUCCUACCAGCAUCUGCAGGAAGGCCAGGCGGCUGGCAGGACGGCAGGCUGAGCUGUGCCAGGCAGAGCCGGAAGUGGUGGCAGAGCUUGCCCGGGGCGCAAGGCUGGGGGUCCGAGAAUGUCAGUUCCAGUUCCGUUUCCGACGCUGGAACUGUUCCAGUCACAGCAAGGCCUUUGGGCGCGUCUUGCAGCAGGACAUUCGAGAGACAGCCUUCGUGUUUGCCAUUACUGCAGCCGGCGCCAGCCACGCGGUCACGCAGGCCUGUUCCAUGGGAGAGCUCCUGCAGUGUGGUUGCCAGGCACCCCGUGGGCGAGCACCACCUAGGCCCACUGGCCUUCUGGGCACCCCUGGACCUCCAGGACCAGCAGGUUCCCCAGAAGCCAGCGCAGCCUGGGAGUGGGGAGGCUGUGGAGAUGAUGUGGACUUCGGGGAUGAGAAGUCAAGACUCUUUAUGGAUGCACAGCACAAGCGGGGACGUGGAGACAUCCGUGCACUGGUGCAGCUGCACAACAAUGAGGCAGGCAGGCUGGCGGUGCGGAGCCACACGCGCACAGAAUGCAAGUGCCACGGGCUGUCGGGUUCGUGCGCGCUGCGCACCUGCUGGCAGAAGCUGCCUCCAUUCCGCGAGGUGGGCGCAAGGUUGCUGGAACGCUUCCACGGAGCCUCGCGCGUCAUGGGCACCAACGACGGCAAAGCCCUGCUGCCCGCCGUCCGCACGCUCAAGCCUCCCGGCCGAGCCGACCUCCUUUACGCCGCCGACUCGCCCGACUUCUGUGCCCCCAAUCGGCGCACCGGCUCGCCGGGCACGCGCGGCCGCGCCUGCAACAGCAGUGCCCCGGACCUCAGCGGCUGCGACCUGUUGUGCUGCGGUCGCGGACAUCGCCAGGAGAGCGUACAGCUCGAAGAGAACUGCCUGUGCCGCUUCCACUGGUGCUGCGUAGUGCAGUGCCACCGCUGCCGCGUGCGCAAGGAGCUCAGCCUGUGCCUCUGA